AUGAAGAUGGCUCUUGCUGAGAUAAAUGGAUACCAGAUGCACUUCGAGGUGUUUGGGGACGAUGGUGCGCCAGCGCUGGCGCUGAUACACGGAGGUUUGGGGGGCGGAGACGGGGCGCGAGACACGAUCAACCGGCAGGCGGGUACCCUGUCCGAAGCGUAUCGCUGCGUGUUCUACGACCGGCGGGCGUGCGGAGGCUCGGACACCCCGGACGAAGGCUAUGGCAUGGCCAACUGUGCCCGUGACCUGCGGGAGUUACUGGACCAUCUGGGCAUCAGCAAAGCCCACAUCCUCGGCUCGUCUGCGGGCGGACCAAUCGCGAUGCAGUUUGCGCUGGACCAUCCGGACCUGACUGAUACGCUGAUCCUCAUCAACACGAUGACCUACUCGCAAGAGGCCCAGCGCGAGGUGCGGCGGCAGGAGCUGCGAAGACUGCAGGAACGGAUCGCGGACGUGGGCAGGUCCGCCGCGGUGGAGCAGGCGCUGUCCGACCGGUUCCCGCAGAUGGGGUCGGACGAUCCGGAGCGGUUUGCGCGGAUUGCCGCAGAGAACCUGGCGCGGAUCGACGGGAUAGCCGCCACUCAGCAGGCGUACCUGGACAUCGGGGAUUCACUGGAAUCGCGACUGUCGGAAUUGAGGAUGCCAACGCUGGUGGUCCACGGCGACGCUGACAGCCGGAUUCCGGUGGAGUGCGGACGCAGCCUCGCGUCGGGAAUUGCCGGGGCGGAGUUGCACGUGAUCGCCGGGGCGGAGCACGGCUUGAUGACCAACGAGGCAGCCGGUGAGACGCAGCGGAUCAUCCUGGACUUCCUGCGGCGGGUGUCGGCCAGCCGGACCCAGGCGGCCGCAAACUGA
Messenger RNA from Geodia barretti, 855 nucleotides. Lineage: Eukaryota; Metazoa; Porifera; Demospongiae; Tetractinellida; Geodiidae. The record is from the annotation of a GenBank genome assembly.